Messenger RNA from Hevea brasiliensis (rubber tree), 3240 nucleotides. Its product is annotated as probable LRR receptor-like serine/threonine-protein kinase At3g47570. The coding region runs from base 105 to 3128 and encodes 1007 amino acids. Gene Ontology annotation, molecular function: protein kinase activity; protein binding; ATP binding. The transcript has 2 exons. Lineage: Eukaryota; Viridiplantae; Streptophyta; Magnoliopsida; Malpighiales; Euphorbiaceae. The record is from RefSeq and is a predicted model, not a curated record. Gene Ontology annotation, biological process: protein phosphorylation.
GGAGCAUAACCUAACCAUCAGUUCUUAGCACCAGAAUUUCAAAUCAAAACAAAUAUCGGUAGACACUGAACUGCAAAAGCUUGGUUUGUGAUCUUGAAUAAGCUAUGGCAAAUAAAUGGUGGCCCUUUUGCGUUCCUCUGUUGUGGUGCUGCUUGUGCUCCUUCAAGUUCAACCCAGCCACUUGCUUGCAAAAUGAGACUGAUCGACUUGCUUUGAUCUCCUUCAAACAAGCCAUACUUCAAGACGCAUUUCAAGUCUUCAAUUCUUGGAACGAUUCGGUGCACUUCUGCAAUUGGAGUGGCGUUUCAUGUGGCAGGCGGCAUCCUGACAGGGUCGUGGCCUUGAAUCUCAACUCUCAAGGCUUGGUAGGAACUCUUUCACCUCAUAUAGGAAAUCUCUCAUUUCUCAGGCUGAUGGAUUUACAAAAUAAUAGCUUCCAUGGCCAAAUCCCACAGGAGAUUGGUCGACUGAGCCGCCUACAGCAUUUAGUUCUCAGCAAUAAUUCAUUCCAAGGUAAUAUACCCACCAACUUAUCUCAUUGUUCAAACCUCAUGUAUCUUGAUCUCAUUGACAACAAGCUGGUGGGGAACAUCCCUGCCGAGCUUGACUCUUUACAAAAACUUGGAGCUCUAGAAUUGGGAAGAAAUAAACUCACAGGUAGUAUUCCACCCUCCAUUGGGAAUCUCUCAUCCUUAUGGGCAAUCAUUCUAGGAGUAAGUGAUUUGCAAGGACAGAUUCCAGAGGAAAUAUCUCGUCUUGGGAACUUAGAAUAUUUGAUGUUAACAGAUAAUAAUCUUGUUGGCGAGGUUCCUCCUGGUCUCUUCAACAUCUCCAGCAUUUCCAAAAUAUCUGUGGACCAUAACCAACUACAUGGAAGACUCCCUUCUGAUACCACUCUUCCAAAUCUGAAAGCCCUUGGAUUUUCUUUCAAUAGGUUUACUGGACCCAUCCCAAAUUCAUGGUCAAAUGCUUCUGCCCUUUACCUAAUUUCCAUUGAAUCUAAUAGAUUUUCUGGCUUAGUUCCUAGAGGAUUUGGCAUGCUGCAGCACCUUCUAUAUCUUAUACUUCAUCAGAAUCAACUGCAAGAUGACUUGAGUUUCAUUAAUUCCCUAACUAAUUGCACUAGUUUAAAAGGUCUUAUUUUAUCAUCAAAUUUUCUCGAAGGGACAGUGCCCAACUCCAUAGCCAAUCUCUCCAAAAGCGUGCAGUAUAUAUCUCUGUCAGAAAAUCAGCUGCAUAAUGCGAUUCCCUUGGGUAUUGUAAACCUUCCUAAUCUGAGAAGGUUCGAAUGUAACCAUAAUUAUCUCACUGGCCCUUUACUUGUUGAUUUUGAGAAACUUCGACAUUUGGAAUAUUUGGAUUUGGAGAAUAACAAAUUCACAGGAAUAAUUCCAUCUUCAAUUAGAAAUUUAUCUUUUCUGAGCCAUAUCCUCAUGGGGUUCAACAAUUUCAGUGGAAGCAUACCUGCAAGUCUUGGAACUUGUCAUAACUUGAUCGAGUUGGAUCUCUCACAUAAUAGUCUCAGUGGUUCUAUACCUCGAGAAGUUAUCAGCCUCACAUCCCUUUCAAUUUUACUCAAUUUAUCUGGUAAUGAACUUACGGGUCCUAUUCCAUCAGAAAUAGGUUUCCUGCAGAACCUAGCACAGUUGGAUUUAUCUGAUAAUAGAUUAUCUGGAAUGAUUCCUAGCACAAUUGGCAAGUGUUUGAGUUUAGAACAGCUUCGCCUGGAGGGAAAUUCAUUUGAUGGAGAGAUACCUCAGGUUUUAUCUGCUUUACAGGGUUUACAAGAGCUAGACAUUUCACGCAACAAUUUUUCAGGGGGAAUCCCAGAUUCUUUAACUCAGCUCCACGGGCUGAGCUAUUUGAAUCUGUCUUUUAAUAAACUUCAUGGGAUGGUUCCGAAUCGCGGAAUCUUUCUAAAUGCAAGUGCUGUUUCAUUGAUGGGAAACAAUGAUCUCUGUGGAGGUAUCACUGAAAUGAAGCUUCCUUCUUGCCUCAUCACAAACUCCAAGAAGAUCAACCUCUUCCAUGGACUGAAAAUGACAAUCCCGGUGGUUGUUGCAGCCAUAUUGUCGGCUCUGUUCGUGUGUUCCUUAAUUUUCUGGCAUCGGAAAAGAAUUUCUAGAAAGAAGAAUAUUUCCAUGCCAUUAUUUGAGCACCAGUUUCUGAGAAUAUCCUAUGCAGAACUCUUCAAAGCGACAGAUGGAUUCUCUAUCGCCAAUAUAAUUGGUGUCGGAAGCUAUGGAUCGGUUUAUAAAGGACUUUUCGAGCAAUUAGGAAUGGAAGUGGCAGUCAAAGUGCUAAACCUGCAACGAAGAGGAGCUUCAAAUAGUUUCAUGUCUGAAUGCCAAGCUCUUAGAACCAUCAGGCAUCGAAAUCUUCUGAAGCUAUUGAGCGUCUGCUCUAGCAUUGACUUUGAAGGCAAUUAUUUCAAAGCUCUGAUAUAUGAAUUCAUGGUGAAUGGGAGCCUGGAGAAAUGGCUGCAUGCUGGCAGUGUAGAAGAAGAUGCACAAGAAGGAGAAUCAAGAAAUCUUAAAGUAAUAGAGAGACUAAACAUUGCCAUUGAUAUAGCAACUGCAAUAGAGUAUCUUCACAAUGGUAGCUCAUCAACAAUUAUACAUGGUGAUCUAAAGCCAAGUAAUGUUCUUUUAGAUGAGGAGAUGACUGCCCAUAUUGGUGAUUUUGGCUUGGCAAAGAUUGUUGCCUCUGUUUCUGGUGAGAUUCAACAGUAUCAAAGUAGUUCUACAGCAAUCAAGGGAUCUAUUGGCUAUGUUGCUCCAGAGUAUGGGUUGGGCGAUCCAGUUUCUAAGGAAGGAGACAUGUAUAGCUAUGCGAUACUGUUACUGGAGAUGUUUACAGGAAAGAAGCCAAUUGAUGAAUCUUUUAAAGAUGAUCUAAAUCUUCAUACUUAUGUUGAAAGAAACUUGCCUGAUAGAGUGAUGGAGAUUGUGGAUCCAAGAAUUGCAUUUGAAGAUGGAGGAGGGAGUUUCGAAGAUUGCAUCCUCUCUAUAAUGAGAAUUGGAGUUGCAUGUUCUAUGGAACAACCAGGAAAAAGAAUGAAAAUGGGAGAUGUAAUAAGUGAAUUGGUAAAGAUCAAAGGCUUUUAUCUGAAGGAAAGGCUGAAGUAGGCUCUCACAUGCUUAAUUUUGCAAUUCCAAGAUCCAAACUGUGAACUUAAACUCAAGUUACUAUGUGGGUGUUGUAAAAGUUCUACUUUUGCUUAUUUUUCAGGAAUAUGCU